Molecule: messenger RNA, 1328 nt
Organism: Tarenaya hassleriana
Lineage: Eukaryota; Viridiplantae; Streptophyta; Magnoliopsida; Brassicales; Cleomaceae
Product: succinate dehydrogenase subunit 7A, mitochondrial-like
Exons: 5
Coding region: 94-381 (95 amino acids)
Source: RefSeq, a predicted model, not a curated record
GUGUGAACUUUUCAAGAUGUUUGGUUUGGCCUCGUUUCUUUUCCGUCGUCGUUAUCUUCGUCCUAUUUCUUUGAUCUUUCUUCCUCGUCGAAAAUGGCGUUUUUUCUCAACAACAACUCAAUCUCAUCACACUUUCGAUCACACCCCAAGAAGACUGAUGAUGCCUUAGCUCUGUCUAAGAGAGGGUUUCACGUUGAGCCUGGGGCUCGCGAGAAAGCUCUCUUGGCGGAGGAUGCAGCUUUGAGGAGAUUCAAGUCGCAUAAGAAGGGUGUACACAGAGUGAAGAAGAUUGGAGAUGUACUCACCAUUGUGGUUGUUGCAGGAUGCUGCUAUGAAAUCUAUGUCAAAACAAUGAUGAAAGAAGGCGCUCGGGAACAAUGAGACUGUAUGCCCUGUUAUACAUUGUCUUCUUAACUGUCGGAAUAAAGUCUAUAUUCUUGAGUUGUUUCUUUUUCGACGUCUGAAUAAGUGGACACAGAAAAAGACAUUGUUGCGAAAUGCAAGAAUAACGAGCAAGAGCAAGGUGGUGGUUGCUUUGUUUCUCAUGUUAUUGGUUCCCUCUGCAGUCUGAAUGUUUUUUGGGAGAUUCUGUGUGACAUAUGUGUUUGUCAAGGAUUUGGAUGAAAGUUUCUGAUGGAAGUGUUGCAUAGUGGUUUCCUAGGGGCCCAAAUGUAGAAGAAUAAGCUUAUGGAUAUUCCAGGAUACCCAUAUAACUUGAUUGAAGCUAUGUCUAACAUUUUUGGGUAUGCCAUUCCGUCGAAGUUUCUAACCUUUGCUUCCAGGUCUGGUAAAGGGUCUGAUGAGGCAUGGUCCAAGAGGUCAAUAUGAUCAGGUGUAGCUUCUUAAUUUAGUGAUAGAUAGCUAAGGGAGUUCAUUUAAGACCACUGGGUGCCCAUUAACAACCUUUGAAAGGAGAGCAUGCUUUGGUGUUUAAAGCAUAUAUGAUGAGUGGACGCAAAGUGUCUGUUCCAUCCCGAAUUCGAAUAUCAAGUUUGGAGAGGGAGCGUUUAAUCCAAAUCACAUGGCUAAAUCCCGGUACGGGAAUUAGUCUGGACCUUGGUUCAUGAUAUCCGAUUAUAAAAAAAAAACUCUUGUAGAUAUGUGUAUAUCCACCAACCUCUUACGGAUUAUGAUGAAAUUGUUGCAUCAUCUCAGGUGAGGUGAGUCAGAUUUAUUUUUCUUCCUAUAGUUGGGUUUGGGUUUCAUCAGAUUGAACCUUAUAUAUAUAUAUAUAUAUAUAUAAUAGGCUCGAGUGGACUUUGUGAGUCUUUGACUAUAACGGCUAGUUUUUAUGGUAUCGUCAUGUGAAUGAAGCAUGUCUUUCUUCA